Phlebotomus papatasi is the source of this 3227-nucleotide messenger RNA. RefSeq names its product putative helicase mov-10-B.2. The transcript is spliced from 8 exons. Bases 242 to 3151 code for a protein of 969 amino acids. The record is from RefSeq and is a predicted model, not a curated record. Gene Ontology annotation, molecular function: RNA binding; 5'-3' RNA helicase activity. Lineage: Eukaryota; Metazoa; Arthropoda; Insecta; Diptera; Psychodidae.
UCAAAUGACACUGCGAUGUGCCAUAAAAAACUGAACGAAAAGGGUGCUAUAAAAUGUAUCAAGCCUUCGUGGAAAAAUUAUACGGUAAAAAGUGCAUUUUGCUUCGUUUUAGCAGGAAGUGUGUUUCUCGUGUUCUGUUCCGUUUUUUUCCCUAAAAACCUAAAUUAUUUAUGUGCUAUUUUGUGAAAUUACAUGUUAAUACUGUUAACAUUUAUAAGAAGUUGAGAUUUGAACUGCAAAUAUGUUAACAUCGAAGAAAAAAGCAAUUCUGUAUGAAUUUGUAGUAGAUUUGCUGGUUAAAGGUAUAAUCACCUACAAAUAUCCCGAUAAUCACAUCCAAAAGAGUCACAUUAAGAAGAUCUUUAGAAGCUAUCUGAUAAAGCAUGGCGCCUUCGAUCAAUUUUACCAAGACAAUCUCUCCUCUAUCUUGGAAGAAUGCAAGAUUAUUGAUCCUCUGGAGGGUUCUCGAAAAGAUGACAGGACUAUUUACAAGUUCUCCAGUGAGCGUCUGCUUGAGUUGAUCAAGAAGUUUACCAAAGUGGGAAAAUUUUUCACACUCAAGGGACUGAUUGAUCCGGAACCCAGUGAAUUGUUUGUCCAUCACAGUGUGACAUUCUCUUCACUGACACCCGGUGAUGCUCCCUAUCGUUAUUACUGCGCGAUUUGCGAGAUGGCUUUCAAGUUACCAAGAGCAUAUGAAGAUCAUAUGAGAUUUCAUGUUAAUUGUGCUAUUCCCAGGACGGCUAAAGUAUUUCCUCAGUCAUUCAAACUAUCAGUGGUGGAGAUAACAAUGCAGAACGUCGUGCUGGAGAUUGCAAACAGACUUGAUACGUAUCAGAGUAUCCAGAGGAUUCAAUUAAUUUCUCCGUCCUACAUGAAUAUUCCAAUUUCCGUCUCAAAUUGGCCAAUUUUCUUAGAUGAAGGGAAAAGUAUAGUUCUCGAAGUGCCUCGGAUUGUCUUUCAGGAUAUAUUCGAGGUGAUGGGCAUUUGGAAAAUUGUCUUUAAGUUUAACGGGAAGAAAGUCAGUCGAGGAACGGAAGUGUAUGAUCUUGUGUCUUACGAUAGAAACGAGUACGUGAAGAAAUUGAUAGCUGAAGAAGAGACUAAAGAUAAUGAUGAGCUAAAAUUGUAUAGAACACUUCAGCAUUAUCCAACGUAUGAAAUGGAGGCUCUAUUUAACAGAGACUUUACAAUUGACGGAAAGACCAAUUCCCUUGAAAUCAAUUUGUAUAGAAAGCUCAAUGAGUACAAUACGGCUGAUAGAUCAACCAGACUUCGUCAGAGUAACUAUGUGGAAGUUAUGAGUCACUCACUGCAGAUUGAGGAACUGAGUGUAGGCAGAGAAGUACGAAAGUACAAUAGGUGUGACCAAAUGCUACAUAAUUAUGGUAGACACCUCUACUCUCUGGAUAUUGAGAAUGUAUCAGAGAUGAGACCGUCGAUUUUGCCAUUUGAUCGAAUUUGUUUGAUAUCGCAAGAUGAGUAUUUUUUUACACAACCACCGUAUGACUCGAAAACAAUUGCUGAUGCAGAAAAGAUAUUCGGAUCAAUUGUUCGAAUUGAGUGUGAUUCUAUAUUGGUACGAAUAUGGGAAGAAAUCAGGACAGAUGUGAUGUACCAUGUGAGCUUUUUGCCCAACAGAAGUAAUUUUCGCAUUGAAGGACAUGCUCUCUACUUACUGAAGAAUUCACCUAAACUUCAGAGCAUUCUCUUUCCUACUGAGCCACCAGCACCUAUUAAUUCUUUGGCUAAGAAAGAACCAAUUUGGUUUAAUAAGUGUGUGGCACAGAAUGCUGAACAGAAAAGUGCAAUAAUGCACAUUGUAGCUGGAACUGCAUAUCCCUGUCCCUAUAUAAUCUUUGGUCCUCCGGGAACGGGAAAAACUUUGACUGUGGUCGAAGCAGUUUGCCAACUGUGGAAGCAGCAAAAGAACUCCCACAUUUUGAUAACUGCUCAAUCUAAUUCCGCAUGCGAUGAGAUCGUUUUGCGCCUUCUUAGAUACCUGCCCAGUUGCGACAUUCUCAGAAUGUUUUCUAAGGUGAAGGAGAAGGAACUCCCCAUGAUGGACCCUGAAUUGGCUAGAGUGGCGAAUGUGAAAGGUGAUUUUUUGUACUAUCCACCGCUAAAGAGGAUAUACGAGUACAGAAUCGUCGUUUGUACCAUGAGUACAGCGGGAAAAUUGGUGCAAGCUAGAAUUGAUACCAAACACUUCAGUCAUGUCUUCAUUGAUGAAAGUGGCUGCUGCACAGAGACACAAACAAUUGUUCCAAUUGUGGGUGUUAUUGCAAAUGAGCAUAACAUUCAUGGACAAAUAAUCCUUGCUGGAGAUCAUAAACAAUUGGGGCCUGUUUUAACGUCUUCCCUGGCAAGGGAUCGAGACUAUCAUGUUUCUAUGAUGGAACGUCUCAUCAAUAGUCCUGUUUACAAGAAGCAUGUCGCAACUAACGAGUACAAUGCGAAUCUUGUGACUAAAUUGAUUCACAACUAUCGAUCCUACCCACCUCUUCUCGAUAUAUCCAACAUAAUGUUCUACGAUGACGAACUAAUUUCGAAUGUCGACAAUGAUUGGGCAUUGCAUUGGAAAUUUCUUCCAAAUAAGGGUAUCCCGAUUGUGAUGGAUCCAAUUGUAGGAUACUGUGAUCAAGACUACGAUUCACCAAGUUAUUUUAAUAUUGAAGAAGUCAAUGCUGUGAUGACAAUCAUUGAAGAAAUACUCUCCAAUGGCAUCAAUUCAAGGAAGAUAAAAGAAAGUCAUUUGGGUAUAAUUGCACCAUAUAGAAAGCAAGUGAUGAAGAUUCGUGAAAAAUGUACGGCUCGCAAUUGGAAUGAUAUCGAUGUGGGUUCUGUGGAAUUGUUCCAGGGAAAGGAGAAAGAAGUGAUAAUUGUGUCAACGGUGAGAUCACAAAGGAGAUCGCUGGGAUUUCUGAGUGAUCCCAAAAGGCUCAAUGUCUUACUGACUCGUGCAAAAGCACUCUUGAUCAUUGUGGGCAAUCCUGGAACGCUCAAGAAUGACAAAAAUUGGAGAUUUGUUGUUGAUCUUUGCAGAGAAUAUGGACUGAUUACUACAUUGUCCUACAACAUGCGAUUUUCUAAAUAUUUUGAUGAAGUACUCACUGGCAUGACGAUUGAUUUUAGACGUAUGAACUUGUAAGAUUGAUAAAAGUUUCAAACAACAUUAUAUUUUCAUAAUAAUGAAAAUACAAAUUACCAUUAAUUAGUAUAGUAAA